AUGUCUGCCUCCGAGACUACGAAACCAAUUGGUGCUGAGAGCUUCCCCGACUCUCACUCGGUGUCCGGCUCGUCCGAUACCAGCAACGAGGAGGGCUGGGAAGAUGUUGAAGCCGAUGAGGAGUCGCAACCCGUGGUUGGGCUGUUUUCAGAGCAGGUGUUCCCUGAUGCACGGUCAAUGCUGAAGGAAUGCAAGGAGAAGUACAACUUCGACUUGUUGAAGAUCCAGAAAGACUUUGAUCUGGAUUUCCUUGACAGCAUCAAACUGGUCAACUACGUUCGCAGCGAAGUGAAGAGCGGGAACAACAACCCCGAUGUUUCAUCUAAGUCCAAGUUUGAGGACGAUGCCUACCUCAAGCCCGUUUUGGAGGACGACGCUCUUCUGUACAGCUUGGAUGAACUUGCUGACGACCAAGGCGAGGAGUCGGUCCCUACCACCGAAACCAACCGACAAGUCAACGAACUUCAAGAGAAGCUGGAGCAAUUGCAAACUCAGUUCUCCGAAUACCGCCUAGCUGUGCAGAAGUCUAUGGAUGAUCAAUUGUCAAAGGAGGACGAGAAACUCGCCGAGGCUACCCCGAAGCCCUCAGCGCACACCGUCGAUAGACUCCAGGAGGCCGAUGACGGUUACUUCGUCUCGUACGCUUACAAUGCCAUCCACGAAUCCAUGCUCAAGGAUGCUGUCCGUACUGAUUCGUACCGCGACUUUGUCUACGAGAACAAGAAUGUUUUCAAGGACAAGGUUGUCCUUGAUGUCGGAUGUGGAACUGGUAUUCUGUCUAUGUUCUGCGCCAAGGCUGGCGCAAAGAAGGUCAUUGCCGUUGACAACUCGAACAUCAUUGAUCGGGCUAAGGAAAUCGUCCACGACAACGGACUCGGUGACGUGAUCACCUGUAUCCGCGGCAAGAUCGAAGAAGUCACCCUUCCCGUCGAGAAGGUUGAUAUCAUCAUCUCCGAAUGGAUGGGUUACGGUCUGUUGUUCGAGGCAAUGUUUGACUCCGUGAUCUAUGCCAGAGAUCGCUACCUUGUUCCUGGUGGUCUCAUGGCUCCCUCGCACGCCACCAUGCGCAUUGCCCCCUAUGCCGACCCUGACUUCAUCGCAUCGCACAUUUCUUUCUGGAACAACGUUUAUGGCUUCAAGAUGGACAGCAUGCUUCACAAGAUCUACGACGAGGCAGUCGUCCGCAGCAUCCAGCCUCAAUCUAUUGUCGGAGAGUCCCAAAUCUUCUUGACGCUCCCGCUGCACACCAUCACUGUCGAAGAACUGUCGUUCCUCAAGGAGUUCCAGGUUAAGUUGGACCAGGAUAUCGAUGCCCUGGAUGGCUGGGCCAUUUGGUUCGAUAUCUUCUUCAUGCCAUCCAGCGAAUCUGUCCUUCCUGAAAAUGCGAUUCCCUCGGAAAUGUCGAAGAAGGGUAUUGUUUCAUUCACUACUGGGCCUCACGGAACCGAGACGCAUUGGCAGCAGACCGUUCUUCUCAUUGACCAUGCCAAGGACAGUGCUAAGCAAGGCUCUCAGUCCCUGAAGAAGGGCCAAGUCCUCACUGGAAAGGUCGGCUAUGAGAAGACUGAGAAGGGCUCUCGCGGAGUGGACAUCAGUGUUCAGUGGGAGUCUGACAGCAACGAAAAGGGCGUCCAACUUUGGAGUCUCCAGUAA
Messenger RNA from Penicillium olsonii, 1653 nucleotides. The record is from the annotation of a GenBank genome assembly. Lineage: Eukaryota; Fungi; Ascomycota; Eurotiomycetes; Eurotiales; Aspergillaceae.